UUAAAUGUCCAAGUUAAAAAGAAAAGUGAUAUCUUUGUCGCCAAAAACCUAGCUCUCUCUCCAUUCAAAGCCAAGAAGAAGGGGAAAACCCAAGAUUUGCGUCUCUUCUUUCUACUUUUUUCAGGUUUCAAGUCUGACAUGCAGUAUCAUAGCCCAGAAGAAAUGGAAAUUGGAAAUUUAACACAAAGUGUGCCAAGAAGUCUAGGCUUGUUAAAAUAUGUAGCUCAAAGGAAAGAGCUUGAGAGGAUAGAAGCCAAGAGGAAUGAACUUACGAAAUUGUACCAUCAGACUGAAGCAAAGCUUUUGGCUAAAAUCUUAGACCUCAAGAUCAGUGAAGGAAAGCUCUUGGCUAAAACUGAAGACCUCAAGAAGAGUGAAGCAAAUCUCUUGGCUAAAACCGAAGAGCUCAAGAAGAGUGUAGCAGAGAACUUGGCUAAAAACGAAGAGCUCAUGAUCAGUGAAGCUCAGAAGGAGGAGCUUUCAAAUUUGCUUCGGCAAAGUGAAAGUCGAAACAAACAACUUGAGAAAGUUCUUGAGCAGAUCAUUGGGGAUGAAGUGGAAGAUCUGAAGAGAGCACAUGCACACUGUGAACAAGUCAAAAAGUUUGAGCUUGAGCAGACUAGAGCUGUAAGGAAAGAUCUUGAGGAAAAGCUUACACAAAGUGAAGCUCAAGUGGAAGAUCUUAAGGAGGCACUUGGCAAGAGUGAAGCCGAGAAAAUAGAGAUGAAGGAGAGGGUUAUUUUAGAGCAAAAGAAAGCUGAUGAAUUAGUGGCAUGGUUAGCAGAAGCGCGCAAGAAAUGGGAGAGUGAAAAAGAAAGACUUCGCUGUAUAAACACCGAACUAGCGAAGCAGCUUGAAGAUGCCAAGAUGAAAAGCAUUGAUGAUGAGUUCGAAGUUGUUGAUGAUGAGUUUGAUGUUAAAGUGAUUUAAUUCAAUAAGAUAAUUGUAAGUAUUGGAUUUGGUACACAUACCAACUACAAAAAUUAUUUGUCAUAUUCUUUCUUUUUGAACAGGAAAUAAUUGUUAUAUUGAUUUUAUAUAU
Rosa chinensis is the source of this 1042-nucleotide messenger RNA. RefSeq names its product dixin-like. Bases 139 to 930 code for a protein of 263 amino acids. The transcript has 5 exons. The record is from RefSeq and is a predicted model, not a curated record. NCBI's taxonomy places the organism in Eukaryota, Viridiplantae, Streptophyta, Magnoliopsida, Rosales, Rosaceae.